Hyposmocoma kahamanoa is the source of this 4767-nucleotide messenger RNA. RefSeq lists its product as uncharacterized. The transcript is spliced from 15 exons. Lineage: Eukaryota; Metazoa; Arthropoda; Insecta; Lepidoptera; Cosmopterigidae. Gene Ontology annotation, cellular component: actin filament; cytoplasm. The coding region runs from base 152 to 2818 and encodes 888 amino acids. The record is from RefSeq and is a predicted model, not a curated record. Gene Ontology annotation, biological process: protein deubiquitination; actin filament polymerization. Gene Ontology annotation, molecular function: actin binding; microtubule binding; cysteine-type deubiquitinase activity.
CUUCCCGCCGGCUCUUGACGGUUUGCUUUUGGCACGUGCAAUUUUCAUUCAUUUUUAUUGAAAUAUAACUAGGUAUUGCUAAAUACAGUUCAACACUGAUGCUGACGGUUGGGAAAUAUCAUUUCGAUCUUUAGCAUAGUGGCACGAUACAAUGUCGCCUUCACCGAUCCGCUGCCGCGGGCCCUGGAAAAUACAUAAGCGCUCGUCGGAACCCGACAGAUGGCUGGACGAGAUGGGCUUUUUUCGAAAGCACACGGCUAGGGACUCCAGCUGCCUGUUUAGGGCCGUCUCUGAGAAUAUCUACAAUACUCAAAGAUACUUUCACAAGGUUCGCCUAGACUGCGUUCAGUUCAUGGCUUCCAAGCGGCAUCUCUUUGAAGGGUCUUUGACUUGUCCAUUCGAAAAUUAUCUCAAAGAGAUGUCAAACCCAUCAGAAUGGGGAGGGCUUAUUGAGAUAUCUGCCAUGAGCCAUCUUUAUUGGCGCGAUUUUGUUAUAUUUGAGGCCAACAAGGGGCCACAAACUAAAAUAUGCAAUGGCUAUGGAGACACAAUAUUCUUGUUUUACUCCCCUGAAACCAAACAUUUUGAUGCGGUUUACACAAAAGAUUUCAUUAAUUCAUCUUCGUUUUGCCAGUCUUUAGUUUAUGAAAUACUCUAUGAUGGAGUGUACCAACUCAAGGAUUUGUCAUAUGCUGUUGAUAAAAUGCUCCACGACAAAGUGCCAACAAACCACAUUGAGUACUUCAUGUCUGAGAAUGUGGAACGCCGUAAGAAGCAAAAAGAGAGAGCGAAGAUCUUCAUUGAGGCCACUAAUGAUGAUGACAAAGACAGAAACAACAAUGCCGUAGCACUAAAAUGCAAACAUCACACUCAGGAUCUGGAAAGAGCCAGUCUUUUGAAGGAAUCUUUGAGCAUCUUUGUGUUCAACCGCAGUCUCAUUCAGCUCGAGAAUGUCUGCAUGAACUGCCUCAAUGUGAACAGUGCUAAAGACUUGCUGGAUAAUGGCAUAACUCCAUUUCCUUAUAAAGUGGCAAAGGCUUUGGACCCCGAUAUUUACAGGAACAUAGAGUUUGACGUGUGGAGUGAACUCCGGCGAGAAAUGCGUUAUGGUGCUAGAUAUUCAGAUGGAACGACAUUACAAGUGGGGGUGAAGUGUUUAUGCAAGCUGCAGCCAGAUCAAACGGUUCCCUAUCACUGCCAUAUUCAGGAAAUGCGCCCUGACGGUGGGCCGUGCCUUGUUUUCAUUGAGGAGCUCGGCGAGAAGCGCAUUGUCAAAUAUGACCAACUUGAGCCCUUGCCUCUUGAAGAAAUUCGCCCCUGGGCCCCUCCAUACCGAUACUCCCGGGCAAAUUCACAAUUUCUGACUCUCAGUCAAAUGUUGCAGCAGAUAGGCAACAUCACGCGUAAGCAAGGUCUGAAUAAAACGCGAAACAAGGCAAAGGUCGGCAACGAAGAGCCAAAAUCCCCAGAAAAGUCUCCACAGAAGCAGCCCCCUAAGCUUGUCUGGAAGGAUGAAAAGCCCCCAGAAACAGAAAUCUCCCAAUACGCGAGCCAAGGAAGCGUAAACUUUAACGCAUAUCAACACUUGGAUUUCCUUAACUUUGAACCUAUGCCUGUUGAAGUACAAGCACUGCCCCUGAUGGUGGAUUGUCGGCCGGGCGUGGGGGGUGCGGGAGCAGGGGGUGCGGGCUCGCACGAGAUGCACCACCCGCACCAUCACCAGCCGCCCAACGGCGCGCCGCCGACGCAGGAUAACCACCAGGGCGGCGCGAGCGGCGACAUGGGCAUGGGCAUGACGUCACCAGCUUCCGUGCGCGCCUCUACCCCAGCCACCUCCAACUCACUCACCACCUAUUCUGGCGGCAUGGUGCCCGGCGGAAUGGUGAACAACGCGGGGUACGGCGCGAGCGGCGGCUGCGCGCCCUACGUGUGCGGCGUGGGUGUGGGCGUGGGCGUGGGCGGCGUGGUGAAGGGCGGCGUGGUGUGGGUGCCGCCGGCGCCGACGCCGCACCCGCUGCCGCCGCCGCCUCCGCCGCCUGUCAACCCGCACGUCUUCAAGAGCGUGCAGGCGAACGGCGCCGAUUUGCCCAUGAAUGAUAUCCCAACGCUGCGUUACUACUUCAACCUGGGCGUGGAGUGCAUGUGGGCCGCGUACGGCCCGCCACCCAUUCACCACCCGCCGAGGCACUACUCGCCCAGAGAUCUCGCUCAAGACAUGCAGCAGCUGUCGGUGCACGAGGGGCGCAUGAACCACGGCGGGAGCGAGGCGCAUAAGCACAAGGCGGGCGGAGGGGGCGCGGGGGGGCCCCCGCAGGACAAACCGCCGCUCACGCAGAACAAGGGCAACGGCCAGCGCCCGCUGCUUGGGCCCAGAUUUAAGCGAGGCAACAACCAGGAUGGCAGCCAGAAUUCCAACCACAAUCAGAACAAGGGCCAUAACAAUAACAUGGGCAAUAAGGGUCCCAAUAACAGGCGCAACUCCCACGGCGAGCCACGCGGUGCGCCGGCGCUGGGCGCGCCGUUUGGUGGCGAGGGCGAGUGCGCUGUGGACGCGCCGUUGCUGUCGCUGCCCUACAUCCCCUACCCACCGCCGCUUUACCCCAUGCCAUACUACCCCGUCGACGCCGACCCCGCCAUGAUGGGCAUGAUGGGCGGCAUGGGCUACGUGGGCUACGAGGAGGGCGUGGAGUACGGCGCGCCGCUGCAGCCCUACUACGCGCCGCCGCCGCACUACCCGCCGCCGCACGCGCACCCGUCGCACCACGCGCCGCCGCACCACCCGCCGCCGCACGCGCCGCACCACCCCGACCACAAGUAGGCCGUCCCGCGACGGCCGCGACCGCCGCCUGCCCGCUGCCGCUGCCCGUUUCACACGACCGCUACGGGCGCAUGCUCGAUAACGCGUAUCUAUAUUGUACGCAAAUUUUUAGUGUCCCGAACGACUGCCAUUAAUCUAUUAACUGUUCAUUUUAAAUUGUAGUAGACGUGUGAAAUGAAAUCCGACGUGUUCACCGUGACCGCUCUACGUGAAACUAUUAAAAUGUUACCAAAGCAACUUUCAAUCUUACUCUUGUAUCGUAGAGCAGAGCAGCUCUGGCGUCGACGCUAGCAGGAUUGUAAUGGUUACAUCUUCGACUUAUUUAAUUCCUUAGUCCUAGUCCGGUAUCCCGAAGUCUCCAUUUUCAACAAUGUCCUAGCUAUUGAACAUUUUUGAAAAUGGACAGAAAGUACACGGCGUUCAUAAAUUACAAAUGUUUAAUACUAAUUUAACUAUUAGCCCAUCUAUAUAUAGUUGUCUUUUUUGAAGACGGAGUAUAAUGACAUUUAUAGGGUUGCCAGUUGUCAUAAAAUUUUAAUUAGUUAUGUGGUGUUGUCGAUAGUUUUGUCGAUAGAUUGUGAAAGAAGAUAAAAUUUUGCCAAAAAUUACUGAAUACGACGUUCUAAUGAUUACUAAUUGCGUUAUUGCCUUCUUUAUUCUUAUUUUGACAGUUGGCCUACUAGUAUCGAGAUCAAUUUUAUUCAUAUAUACUUUAACACGAAUAGCUGGUAUUGAUUAUCUAUACGGAAUUAAAAUGUAAAACUUUAAAAUAUGUCUCUGGUUUUUUCAUAAAUAUAGCACUAAAUGCAGUGUAAGUUCUGUGAGUUCAUACUGUAUGUAUGAACUUACAAAAAUUGACAAAUCAAAUGAACUUGUGCUCAUUUGUAUUUGUAUGAAUAAUGGGUCGAGGGUGAUUCAAAUGAAACAAGUUCGGCUAUUUAUUCUAUAAGCGUGACCAAUAUUCAGUCGAUUGUCGAUGGAAUAUUUCUCGACUGCAAUUACUAGCUGCUCGCAAGCAGGCAACACUUUUGCUCAAUGAGCUGUCUUUUUGCUCCGUCUUCAAAAAAGACAAACUAUACACAUUCUUGUGUGUUCACAACCCUAUUCAUUGGAUAUUUAAACAUAAACGCCCGUUCAAUACGUAUUAUAUAUUUGUCAAAUAACGUCACAUUAAUACGUUUAAAGAUACAAUAAUGUCGUCGCUGUAGCCAAUGCAAAAUGCCAGUGCAGGCAGUGGUCCACUUGGACUGCUUUGGAUUGUCCAACGAAACCAACAAUUAUAAAGUUUUCUUUAUGUUCACGUCGACACGGAUAAUCCAACGUUAGUCGACAAAAAGUUUGGUGUCACUACAUAACUAACAAAGGAUUUUUGCAAAUCGACAUCUCGCCAUGCAACGAGUGACACUAAACGUGAUCUACAACGAGAACGGUCAUCGAAAAAGGUCUUCGAAUAUCCAUAAUAUCACAUUGACCCAAAAACAAAAAGAAACUGGCAUAAUUGUGAACAAAGAAAAUGUGUUGUACUGCCUUUUCAAUGUGAUAUUAUACGCUUUGCUAUGUGUAGAGUUAUACUAGUAUGUAAAAGUAAUCACAACGUGUUUCCAUCUUAUAGGUAAGAUUACCGGUCAAAAUAGUCUUUCGGUUUGAUGAGAUUGAAUCUUUCGAAUGCAAUGUCAAAAUGUUACCAGAGUUUAGUUAGAUAUCAAAGUCCACUCCUUAAAGAGAUCCUGUCAUGUUUUAUGCGAUAAAACAGUGAUAUAUGUCAAUUACAAAAGCAAUAUUUUUUAACAAACCUAUUUUAAGGUACUUAAAAGGCUGUGCCAAAGGCAAUUUAAAAGUAAUCUGCACAUGGCAAAGAGCGAUUUGGGAAGUUGAUAAGGGAAAAGACAACGUUUAUUAUUGUCUAAAUAUUGUAAAUUUGUGUUGUAACUUGUACUUAAAAAGGGACG